Molecule: messenger RNA, 5177 nt
Organism: Tarenaya hassleriana
Lineage: Eukaryota; Viridiplantae; Streptophyta; Magnoliopsida; Brassicales; Cleomaceae
Product: ferredoxin-dependent glutamate synthase 2, chloroplastic
Biological process (GO): ammonia assimilation cycle
Molecular function (GO): glutamate synthase (NADH) activity
Source: RefSeq, a predicted model, not a curated record
AACUAGCUGUAGGGUCGGGCUCCGAGCGAUCGCUUUCUUCCUCUCCGCCCAGAGUCGCGCUCUCUCGGUGAUCCCAUGGCGCUACAAUCCACCACAGUCUCCGGCGCCUCCGCCUUCGGAGCGUCCUCUCCUGUUUCGCGGCUAAUCUGUUCGACGAAAUCGAUCUCCAAUAAGACACCAUUCUUCGUCGACUUCAUCGGAUCGUACUGUGUUUCUAAGGGAACGAGAAGACGAAUCGAGGUCUCUGGUUCCCGGAAUUAUCUUCCACUGUUGAAGUCCUCUUCGCGGCUGCGAUCGCCGGUGAAAGCGAUCUUUGAUUUUGAACGCGUCGCCGGAGACGCGUCGGCUUCGGUAUCUGAUUUGAGACCUGAGGUGGCCUACUUGGAGGAUAUAGUUUCGGAAAGGGGAGAAUGUGGGGUUGGGUUUAUUGCGAACUUGGAAAAUAAGGCUACACAUGAUAUUAUAAAGGAUUCCCUGAUAGCGCUUGGAUGCAUGGAACACAGGGGAGGUUGUGGGGGUGAUAAUGAUUCGGGUGAUGGUUCGGGGUUGAUGACUUCAAUCCCUUGGGAUUUAUUAAACGAAUGGGCUGGCAAGCAAGGAAUUGCUUCUUUUGACAAGUUGCAUACAGGUGUUGGAAUGCUUUUCCUGCCGAAAGAUGACAACCUUAAGGGAGAAGCCAAAAAAGUGAUUACUAGUACUUUCGAGAAAGAGGGCUUGGAGGUGAUUGGAUGGCGGGAAGUUCCUGUAGAUACAUCCAUAGUUGGUUUUUAUGCAAAACAGACGUUGCCAAGUAUGGAGCAGGUUUUUGUUAGAGUUGUCAAAGAAGAGAAUGUGGAGGACAUUGAACGAGAGCUUUACAUCUGCAGGAAACUGAUCGAAAGAGCAGUAGCUUCCGAAAGUUGGGGUGCUGAGCUCUACUUCUGCUCCAUGUCCAACCAGACCAUUGUUUACAAGGGCAUGCUUCGGUCAGAAGUUCUUGGGUUAUUUUAUCUUGACCUUCAAAAUGACCUCUACAAAUCUUCUUUUGCCAUCUACCAUCGAAGAUAUAGCACAAAUACUAGCCCAAGGUGGCCUCUUGCUCAGCCGAUGAGGUUUCUUGGACAUAAUGGAGAGAUCAAUACCAUACAGGGGAAUUUGAACUGGAUGCAAUCUCGAGAAGCCUCAUUGAGAUCACCUGUUUGGUGCGGUCGUGAAAAUGAUAUUCGCCCAUUUGGCAAUCCAAAGGCUUCAGACUCUGCUAACCUUGAUAGCGCAGCCGAACUGUUGAUAAGAAGUGGCCGAACUCCAGAGGAGUCUCUUAUGAUUCUCGUCCCAGAAGCAUAUAAAAACCAUCCGACAUUAAUGAUUAAAUAUCCUGAGGUUGUAGAUUUUUAUGAUUACUACAAGGGACAGAUGGAGGCUUGGGAUGGACCUGCAUUAAUCUUGUUCAGUGAUGGAAAAACGGUUGGAGCUUGCCUCGACCGAAAUGGACUUCGGCCUGCUAGAUAUUGGCGGACAAGUGACAACGUUGUCUAUGUUGCCUCUGAGGUUGGGGUUCUACCUAUGAAUGAAUCAAAAGUCACCAUGAAGGGUCGUCUAGGACCUGGCAUGAUGAUCACUGUCGAUUUAGAGAGUGGACAGGUGUAUGAGAACACAGAAGUCAAGAAGCGAGUUGCAUCAUCUAAUCCAUAUGGAAAGUGGGUUAAUGAAAACCUACAAAAGCUAAAGCCUGCUCAUUUUCUCUCAUCAGCGAUCAUGGAGUCUGAAGAGAGCUUAAGGCGCCAACAGGCAUUUGGCUACUCAAGUGAGGAUGUUCAAAUGGUUAUCGAGACAAUGGCCGCACAGGGCAAAGAACCGACAUUUUGCAUGGGAGAUGACACUCCACUAGCAGCAUUGUCUCGGAAACCCCAUUUGCUUUAUGAUUAUUUCAAGCAACGGUUUGCUCAGGUUACUAAUCCAGCUAUUGAUCCUCUACGAGAAGGACUGGUCAUGUCACUGGAAGUUAAUAUUGGGAAGCGUGUAAACAUGUUGGAGAUUGGACCUCAGAAUGUUUCACAGGUCAUUUUGUCUGGCCCUGUACUAAAUGAGCGGGAGCUUGAGAAAUUGCUCAGUGAUCCACAUCUAAAGUCCCAAGCUUUACCCACGUUUUUCGACAUACAUAGAGGAGUUGAAGGAUCUCUGAAGAAAGCACUGCAUAAACUCUGUGAAGCUGCAGAUGAAGCAGUUCGUAAUGGUUCCCAAUUGCUUGUUCUUUCAGACCGAUCUGAUGACCUGGAACCAACUCGGCCUGCAAUUCCAAUGUUGCUGGCUGUUGGUGCUGUUCACCAGCAUCUGAUCCAGAAUGGCCUGCGGAUGUCAGCUUCAAUAAUUGCUGACACGGCUCAGUGCUUCAGCACACAUCACUUCGCCUGCUUGAUUGGUUAUGGAGCAAGUGCUAUAUGCCCACAUCUUGCUCUGGAGACAUGUAGACAGUGGCGUCUGAGCAGCAAGACUGUGAAUAUGAUGAGGAAUGGAAAGAUGCCAACAGUAACAAUCGAGCAGGCUCAGAAGAAUUAUUUCAAGGCUGUGACCACUGGUCUUCUCAAGGUUCUUUCUAAGAUGGGUAUAUCAUUGCUCUCAAGUUAUUGUGGGGCACAGAUAUUUGAGAUUUGCGGAUUAGGAAAGGAGGUUGUUGAACUUGCAUUCCGUGGGAGUGCAUCCCAAAUUGGUGGGUUAACUUUUGAUGAGCUCGCUAGGGAGACAUUAUCAUUCUGGGUGAGGGCAUUUGCUGAGGAUACAGCGAAACGUCUGGAAAAUUUUGGGUUUAUACAAUUUAGGCCUGGAGGGGAAUAUCAUGGGAACAAUCCAGAGAUGUCUAAAUUACUUCAUAAAGCUGUCCGUGAAAAGAGUGAAACAGCUUAUGCAGUGUAUCAGCAGCAUCUAGCUAAUCGUCCUGUUACAGUUCUUCGUGAUCUCCUUGAGUUCAAAAGUGACCGUAGUCCUAUUCCUGUUGGGAAGGUUGAGCCUGCUUCCUCCAUUGUUGAACGGUUUUGUACAGGUGGAAUGUCACUUGGAGCUAUCUCGAGAGAAACUCAUGAAACAAUAGCUAUUGCAAUGAACAGAUUAGGUGGAAAGUCCAAUUCAGGGGAAGGAGGCGAGGAUCCCAUCCGUUGGAAGCCACUUACAGAUGUUGUUGAUGGGUACUCUCCAACGCUGCCACAUCUUAAGGGUCUUCAAAAUGGGGAUACUGCGACAAGUGCUAUUAAACAGGUUGCUUCAGGACGUUUCGGUGUCACUCCUAUCGGUGUCACUCAGAUCAAAAUUGCUCAAGGAGCAAAGCCUGGUGAAGGCGGCCAACUGCCUGGAAAAAAAGUUAGUGCAUACAUUGCUCAACUUCGAAAUUCUAAACCAGGUGUUCCGCUUAUAUCUCCACUUCCUCAUCAUGACAUUUAUUCCAUAGAGGAUCUUGCACAGUUGAUCUUUGAUCUCCAUCAGGUUAACCCCAAGGCAAAGGUGUCAGUGAAGCUUGUAUCAGAAGCUGGAAUAGGAACAGUUGCUUCUGGGGUUGCAAAGGCUAAUGCUGAUAUCAUACAGAUAUCAGGCUAUGAUGGCGGAACUGGAGCUAGCCCUAUAAGUUCCAUAAAGCAUGCAGGUGGUCCGUGGGAACUCGGGCUAACCGAAACCCACCAGACUCUCAUGAAAAAUGGACUUAGGGAAAGAGUCCUUCUCAGAGUUGAUGGUGGCUUCAAGAGUGGUGUUGAUGUUCUGAUUGCUGCAGCUAUGGGUGCUGAUGAGUACGGGUUUGGUACUCUAGCUAUGAUUGCCACUGGAUGUAUCAUGGCUCGCAUUUGCCACACUAAUAAUUGCCCAGUUGGUGUUGCGAGUCAGAGAGAAGAACUGCGUGCUCGUUUUCCCGGUGUGCCUGGUGAUCUUGUCAAUUUCUUCUUAUAUAUUGCAGAAGAGGUGAGGGGAGUGUUAGCUCAGUUGGGAUAUGAGAAAUUGGAUGACAUAAUUGGCCGGACAGAUUUGCUAAAGCCACGUGAUAUUUCACUAGUGAAAACGCAUCUUGACCUGAGCUAUCUCCUAUCAUUUCUGGGGCUUCCAAAACGGAACAGUACUGCCAUUAGGAUUCAGGAUGUUCACUCAAAUGGUCCUGUUCUUGAUGAUACUCUACUUCAGGAUCCUGAGAUCAUUGAUGCAAUUGAGAAUGGAAAAGCGGUUCAAAAGACCGUGAAAAUAUACAACGUGGACCGUGCUGUUUGCGGUCGUGUUGCAGGUGUGAUUGCGAAGAAAUAUGGAGACGCUGGUUUUUCUGGACAACUGAACCUUACGUUCACUGGAAGCGCCGGCCAGUCUUUUGCAUGCUUUCUAACUCCCGGAAUGAAUAUACUCCUUGUGGGUGAAGCCAACGAUUAUGUGGGGAAGGGGAUGGCUGGAGGUGAACUGGUAAUAAUGCCGGUAGAGUCGCGUGGAUUUUGCCCCGAAGACGCGACUAUCGUAGGGAACACAUGUCUGUACGGCGCAACGGGUGGUCGAGUAUUUGUAAGAGGGAAAGCAGGAGAGCGAUUUGCUGUGAGGAACUCUCUCGCUCAGGCGAUAGUCGAAGGCACCGGAGAUCACUGUUGCGAAUAUAUGACCGGUGGCUGUGUCGUCGUGCUCGGAAAAGUGGGUAGAAAUGUAGCAGCCGGGAUGACAGGAGGGUUGGCAUACAUUCUCGAUGAGGACGACACUCUCCUCCCUAAGGUAAACAAGGAGAUAGUGAAGAUCCAAAGAGUAACGUCACCAGUGGGACAGGCCCAGCUUAAGAGCUUCAUCGAAGCUCACGUUGAGAGAACGGGAAGCGGCAAAGGCGAGACAAUUCUGAAGGAAUGGGACAAGUACCUUGCAAUGUUCUGGCAACUUGUUCCGCCGAGCGAAGAAGACACGCCGGAGGCUAACUCCGACCACUGGAAAACAUCCGCCGGAGCAUCAGAAGAACACGUGGCGACCACCAAGUUGCAGUCCACUUCGUAAGAUUGAUCUCCUCGUACUCCCCAGUUCGUCCCCACAACCUGUUGAAAAUUUCUCCUUUGACACGGCUUCUGAAUUCAACCCCAAUCGGUUCGCUACCAAACCGGACACCAUGGUCCGACCAAUCCCCACCUGAUUUAAUAAUGUCAUGUGAAAUCUCGUAUUCGUCGCAUCAGGUAUUAUCGGCACGUGGUUGCCCCGCCGACAAU